ACUUCUUUGACGUGCGCACAAAAGGCCUAUGUUUGGUUUCGAAUCAUCGGUUCCACUUGGCCUCCAUCAACACAAGUUGCGAUCGGUUUUGAUCGUGUUGUUUGUGUUUUUAAACCGUUUUGGUAUCAAAAAUUCGUCGAGAAAAGAGCAACAAUUCUUAUUUGUAGAGACAUUCAAUUCGGGAUGUUGAGUGUGGCAUUUGUUUUGAUCAGUAUUUUGGUUGCGAUUAUUCUCGUCUUAAGAAAUGGUGAUAAAGAAGUGAAUCAUUAUUGCGGUAGAAAGGCUACGUUCUCGCCUGAAUAUGGACUGUUCGUUUACUGGACUGAGGUAAGCAUGGUUUUCAAUCAAGCUUUAUGUGCACGUUCAAUAUUCAGGACAAUAACAGCGCAACUGAAGAAGAUCCGCGCUAUUGUGGUACUGAACAUACUAUCAUGUGUACUGGUGACGUUACCGAAUAUUGCCUCGCUACUGUCGGUUUAUUUUGGAAGAUUCCCAAUAAGUGUCUCCGAAACAGGUGAAUGGCUAUCGUCGAUCAACUCAGCGCUCAACUUUUUCGUUUAUAUCACUAUGAAUGCUGAAUUCAGACGUCGUGUGCGUGCAUUGCUUUGCACAAAUGUAAAAGUGGAUGCUGUCAACAUGGUGCAGCUGACUCCAGCUGCUCGUGAAUGA
Anisakis simplex (herring worm) is the source of this 669-nucleotide messenger RNA. The record is from the annotation of a GenBank genome assembly. Lineage: Eukaryota; Metazoa; Nematoda; Chromadorea; Rhabditida; Anisakidae.